Molecule: messenger RNA, 1035 nt
Organism: Saccharomyces paradoxus
Lineage: Eukaryota; Fungi; Ascomycota; Saccharomycetes; Saccharomycetales; Saccharomycetaceae
Gene: IMP21
Product: Imp21p
Exons: 1
Coding region: 1-1035 (344 amino acids)
Source: RefSeq, a predicted model, not a curated record
AUGCAAAAGAGUAUAUUGCUGACUAAACCUGAUGGAACACAAUCGAAUUUACACAGCACCAAGCCGGAAACGCCCACCACCGUGGAAUUCGACUCGGAGCAGAUGGAAAGGGGCCACAGAGAAAGAGGUCGUAGCAAGAAGAAAAGAGGCGAACGGGACUCAAAUGUAAGUAGUCUGUCGCGGUCGAGGAGUAGAGCCAGUAGCCGCAGCAGAGUGAGGGAGGAAGAGUUCCUUAAGUGGACCGUGUUGAGGCAGGACCCCUCGAUGCGGUUGAGGGUCGUGGACGUGGACUCCGAAGAAGAAGGCGAAGGUAAUGACGACGAUGACGACGACGGCGACGAUAUGGACGAGGAGGAGUCCGACGAAGAGCAAGUGAGUGAUAUUGAAAACGAUUUGGAAAUCGACGAGGAGUUCCACUACGAUCUGGGCAUGAAAGUGCUGCCUAACUUUUGUACCAGCAUAAAUGAAGUGCUAGAGUCCAGCAAGGCCUGGAUAGCCAAGUACGAAAUCAGCAUCCGUGGCCACGAAAACGAAGGCGUGUCUCUGGAGCAACUCGAGGGAGGUUACGUCAGAGCCAUCCAACUGCUCACCAAAGGCUCCGGCGCAGAGUCGGGCAACCAAAGAUCCUUCAUCCUCUACACAGAUCUGAGCGGCGAGUCCACCUACGCACUCACCUACCUCAUGGGCGCAGCCGUCAACCAGGGGGACACCGUAUAUAUCGUCCAUUGGGAACCUUCGAAGCCCACGGACGACUCCCAGAUGUUCACCAACGUUGCCAGAAUCAGAAAGCACGUCAUGCACCUGUUCGACUGCGUCGCGGGCGUCCUCGACGACCUCGACGUCGUCGUCCUCUCCUUGACCCAUCCGUACCCAAAGCACCUCCUCAACGAGAUGAUCCACGGCCUCAAACCAGUCGCCCUGUGCUGCUCCCUGUCGGUGAUCCUAUCCACUCUGCAGAACUUCGUCUGCUCCGUGCCCAUUCUCGCGGUCAGGAAGAAGCUAAAACGUGCCAAGCGCAAGGGCAUCAGCGAGUGA